GGCUCGGGAGCGCGCGCGCGCGCGUGCGGGAGGGGGCGGGUGGGGAAGGAUCGCCGGCGAGAUCCCGAGGCGAGGCUCGCGCGCCCGCCCCCGCCCUGGCCCCCAGCGCCCACCCGGUUGGCCCGGCUCAGCCAUGAUCAAGGCGAUCCUCAUCUUCAACAACCACGGGAAGCCGCGGCUCUCCAAGUUCUACCAGCCCUACAGUGAAGAUACACAACAGCAAAUCAUCAGGGAGACAUUCCAUUUGGUAUCUAAGAGAGAUGAAAAUGUUUGUAAUUUCCUAGAAGGAGGAUUGUUAAUUGGAGGAUCUGACAACAAACUGAUUUAUAGACAUUAUGCAACAUUAUACUUUGUCUUCUGUGUGGAUUCUUCAGAAAGUGAACUUGGCAUUUUAGAUCUAAUUCAAGUGUUUGUGGAAACGUUAGACAAGUGUUUUGAAAAUGUCUGUGAACUGGAUUUAAUUUUCCAUGUAGACAAGGUUCACAAUAUUCUUGCAGAAAUGGUGAUGGGGGGGAUGGUGUUGGAGACCAACAUGAAUGAGAUCGUUACACAAAUUGACGCCCAGAAUAAACUGGAGAAGUCUGAGACCUUUAUCUUUCAAUCUCCCAGACAGGACAGGUAGACAAGCAAAUAGUUUACACUGGCCUAUUUUGUAUCAGUCAAGAUUUUUCUCAGGUAACAGCUUUAUUAUUACUCUUAUUUUAAUUAACAAAAGAGGUAGGAUUACAUAUGAGAAAAAGACCUAAAAGUUCAAAAAGGGACUUAAAACUAGUGUUUCUAAUUACACAGACAUUGUCUCAUAUGUGUAAUUGAAGAAAGUGGAAGAUUUGUUUCUGUUACCUAAUUGUCUGCUUUUGUGCAAGAUGAUGUGUGCCACUGAAUUCAGACGUGUUUGUUGGCUUUCUUAUAUCACCUGAAUAAAAAUGGAUGAAAUCUAAAUAUUUUUAAAUCCCAAAAGUAUGAAGACUCUUGUAGCUAUUUGAGAAAGAUGAUACAGUUGCAUUUUUCUUUUAAAUUUUAAGCAUAUUUUCUUUCAAAAUUAUUUCACAGAUUAUAAAUUUCCCUAUUAAGAAUAAAGCCAAAUAUCGUACACUAAUGCUACUAGAAGCUUUAAAAUUCAGUUAUUUAUAGAAAUACUGCCUUUUGUAUUUAUGCUGUUCUGUCUCUAAAUUUGUAUAUUGUAAACUGAACAUAUGUCAUUGAAUCUACUUUAUAUGACAAAGUAUUUUUAAUCAUUAUAUUGUCUCUAAUGCAUCGAAGGGUUGGAAAGAUCCUCUUUGUUGCAGUUUCAUUUUCAGGCAGAACUGUUCUCUUUGGACUGAGGCUUUACUUGAAAAGCCUGAUUUUUUUUCAAUGUUUUAGAACUUUGCUAGAAAAGUUUAGAAGAGCCUCCACAAUUACAAGAAUU
Neofelis nebulosa (Clouded leopard) is the source of this 1408-nucleotide messenger RNA. It is a transcript of the gene AP3S1, whose product is annotated as adaptor related protein complex 3 subunit sigma 1. Gene Ontology annotation, cellular component: membrane coat; intracellular membrane-bounded organelle; AP-3 adaptor complex. Gene Ontology annotation, biological process: intracellular protein transport; Golgi to vacuole transport. The transcript is spliced from 7 exons. Bases 134 to 622 code for a protein of 162 amino acids. The record is from RefSeq and is a predicted model, not a curated record. NCBI's taxonomy places the organism in Eukaryota, Metazoa, Chordata, Mammalia, Carnivora, Felidae.